Molecule: messenger RNA, 3294 nt
Organism: Labrus mixtus (cuckoo wrasse)
Lineage: Eukaryota; Metazoa; Chordata; Actinopteri; Labriformes; Labridae
Gene: acvrl1
Product: activin A receptor like type 1
Exons: 10
Coding region: 735-2234 (499 amino acids)
Biological process (GO): transforming growth factor beta receptor signaling pathway; BMP signaling pathway; dorsal/ventral pattern formation
Cellular component (GO): BMP receptor complex; plasma membrane
Molecular function (GO): transforming growth factor beta receptor activity, type I; ATP binding; SMAD binding
Source: RefSeq, a predicted model, not a curated record
CCACAGGGAAAGAGGAAAAUGAGAGGUUUGGCGAGCAACAGGAAAACCGCUAUGAGAACACAUUCCAGGCAGAGCAGGCUCUCUCUGUACGGGACAAUAAGGGGUGGGACAAAACUGUAUACUGGUUAAAAAAAAAAAAAGUAAUCUUGCCUUAAGAUCAGGACCAUAGUCAUCAACAAAAACGUGUUCUUAGUUAAUAUGAGCCGACUUGCAGUGAGCCUUGACUUGUGAAGCGGAAGGAGUCUGGUCUGGUUCCAGUUGUCGGUUUAUCAGCGCAGAUUUGGACCGAGAUGAGAUAGGCUUCAGCCCGCUGUUUGUCGGCCUCUGGCAACAGCACAGCAGUCAGUUCUUCCUUUUUUUUUAGCAAAGAUUUCCACUUCUUUUCACUUUUUGAGACGACUUUGUUCCUCUUACGAGUGAGUAGUUUAGGAGUUUUCGGAGUAAAAUCGAAAAUCUGCGGAGGAACUUUUUUCUCAGAAACGUCGGUUGGUUUGUGACCGAAGCAGGAAAGGAUGUGAGCUCUCCGCGGAUGAAACAUCUGCAAACCGAGCAUUUCAGACGAAACAUAAGGACAUUUACUCCAUUCCUGAAAUGAAGACGGUUUUGUUUUAAGCGUAUUUUUCUACUUUCACUUGAAAACACUUUCGCAGCGGAGGGACGCUUCACGUUAACUGUGACAUGGGAGACGUGCGGCGUUUGCGUCUGUCGAGUUAAAAGACGAGCAGGAAACAGAGAUGGGAAGCUCUGCUCUGCUAACAGUGGUGCUUGUCAGGGCGCUUCUGUGGAUCUUCGCUGUCCAUGCAGAGUCUGAGGAGGACACGAAGCUGCUCUGCACAUGUGAAAAUAUAAAGGGCACAUGUGUAAAUGGAACUUGCAGGGGAGAUAUCUGCUUCUACACCUGGGUGCGUGGCGAUGAGGAGAGGGGCUGUUUCUCGGCAGCUAACUACAAGGAGCAGUGUUUAACCAGAUUUGAUGGCUUGUAUGUCAACUGCUGCAAAACGCAUCAAUGCAACGCCCUCACCACACCACCUCCAGACAUCAAUGGACCGCCUCCAGAUGUCAGUCGUCCCGAGCUGUGGAUCCCUGUGUCCUUGAUGCUGUUAAUCAUGACUGCCAGUGUGUGUGGUCUCGUGCUGUUCCUGCGCUUCAGAAAGGCACACUGCAGACUGAAAAAUGCUGAAGACCAUGAUGUCACCAUGCUAAAGGUUCCAAAUGGAGAAGACCCCACAUACGGUGAAAUCUUUGAUGAGUUUUGUACAUCAGGGAGCGGGACUGGGCUGCCAUAUCUGGUCCAGAGGACUAUGGCAAGACAAAUAUCACUCGUCGAAUGUGUUGGUAAAGGCAGGUAUGGGGAGGUAUGGAGGGGAACUUGGAUGGGGGAGAGUGUGGCCGUCAAGAUCUUUUCCUCACGGGAUGAGCAGUCCUGGUUCAGAGAGACAGAGAUAUACAAUACUGUGCAGCUGCGACAUGACAACAUACUGGGUUUUAUAGCCUCUGACAUGACAUCCAAGAAUUCCAGCACCCAGCUGUGGCUCGUCACCCACUUCCAUGAGCUGGGUUCGCUGUACGACUUCCUGCAGUACAGCAGCCUGGAGCCUGAGAGCUGCCUGAGGAUGUGCCUGUCUGUGGCCUGUGGCCUGGUUCACCUCCACACUGAGAUUGUCAGCUCCCAGGAAAAGCCAGCUAUAGCCCACAGAGACCUGAAAAGCAGAAACAUCCUGGUAAAACGCAAUGGACAGUGCUGCAUUGCUGACCUAGGUUUGGCUGUGAUACACUCCCAGUCCCAUGACUACCUGGAUGUGGGCAACAACCCUCGGGUGGGGACCAAGCGCUACAUGGCUCCUGAGGUGCUGGACGAGACCAUUCGCAUGGAGGUCUUUGAGUCCUACAAGCAAACUGAUAUCUGGGCCCUGGGCCUGGUCUUCUGGGAAAUUUCCCGCCGAACUAUUGUCAAUGGAAUUGUAGAAGAAUACCGUCCUCCCUUCUUUGACCAGGUACCCUUAGAUCCCAGCUUUGAGGAGAUGAAGAAGGUGGUGUGUGUGGACCAGCAGAGGCCUUGCUUGCACAAUCGGCUCCAUUCCCACCCUAUCCUGACUGCCAUUGUGAAGAUCAUGAAGGAGUGUUGGUACCAGAGCCCACCAGCCCGCCUCACAGCCCUGCGGGUGAGGAAGACGCUCUCCAAACUGGACAACGAAAGUGACUUCUGCAUUGAGAAACUUAAGCGGGACAUAUAAAGCAGAAAAGCAGGAUGAAACAGGGACACAAGGUUAGAAAAAUAGGAUCGAAGGGUUAAUUCACUGCAUUCCAACUUUUCGAGGAGCAAAUCAUUAGCAUGUUUUAAGAUAAUGACUCACACCGUUACCAGAUUAGAUUAAAACCAGAUGACUCUGGGCAGUCGAGUCUAGACUGGCUCACACCUGAGGCUAUGCUUUUUGUGUAGCCUAAUUUUGCAGCGGCCAUAUAUCUAGUGCCUCAAACCAAGAGGCCCAUUAAGGAAAUUAUAAAGAACUUCAAUUUAUAUCACUCUAUUUUUCUUUUGGUUAUUUUCAGCUAAUAAAGAUUUUAGACAUUUCUACUACGAAAUAAUGGAUAGAUAACAAUUCACAGGCUGUUCUGCACACAAAUAGUUUUUAUUUAUUACUGUCAAAGUCUCCUGUAUUUGUGAGAGAGAGGUAAACUCUGCAGAACACAGUCAUUUAGCUUCUAGAGCCAUUUUCAUGCACUCCUUAAAAUGUCUAGAUAAUUUCAGGAGGACUGCUCCGGAUAUUCUCCUGACCUGGCUGUUCCCCAUAGUAAAGAUAAGGGACUUUCCAUUCUGGCUUUUCUUUGAGAGAUACAGUAAAAUUGCACUUAUGGGUUUUUUUAACCAAAAUGACCAAAGUCAUUAAGAACACAAAGGCCUUGUUUUUUUUUUUUUUCAAUGAAUACAGGAAAUAUUUAACAACAUGCUCAUACCAAAGCACAUAAUCUGUUGUGUAAGCACAUUUUACUCCAAUAGAUUGAGCAUCAUUUAUCUGCACACAGACACAUUGAGCUACGUAGUUGUACAUAUUCUAAGCAUUGAAGUAUCGUAUCAGCAAUGAGUUUAUUGUAAAUAUAUUUUAAUUGGGUCAUUAUAUUAUAUUAUUCAACAUCAAGACACAUUUUAUAUACUUUUUUACAUCACAACUUUUAAGAUAAUGUUUUACAUUUCUGUAGGCCAAAAAUGUACCAUCACUGUUACUAUGGUCAGUAGUAAGUAAUGCACAAACAGACAUGUAAUAUUGUAUAUGAUGAAUAAACCAUUGCAUUUUU